Frankliniella occidentalis (western flower thrips) is the source of this 3132-nucleotide messenger RNA. RefSeq names its product terpene synthase (gene qm). Gene Ontology annotation, molecular function: prenyltransferase activity. Gene Ontology annotation, biological process: isoprenoid biosynthetic process. The coding region runs from base 122 to 1072 and encodes 316 amino acids. The transcript has 8 exons. NCBI's taxonomy places the organism in Eukaryota, Metazoa, Arthropoda, Insecta, Thysanoptera, Thripidae. The record is from RefSeq and is a predicted model, not a curated record.
UGCAGUGCAGACGAAACUGUCGGCUGUCGGUAGAGUGGGAGGAGAAGCUUUGCCGACUAAGUUGUGACUGACGUUUCGUGAUUUCUGAAUCAUCUGAGGAUUUCUUUGUUCACCCGUGGGAAUGGAUAGUCGACCGUGUAUCAGUGAUUUGCCUUACAGCAAAAGUGGCGAGAAAGAUCAGGAUGAGAAACUUCUUCAACCUUUCCAAUAUAUUUUGCAAGUCCCAGGGAAACAAGUUCGAGCAAAAUUGGCUCAUGCUUUCAACUACUGGCUUAAAAUUCCUGCAGAGAAACUGUCGGCUGUAGGUGAUAUUAUCCAAAUGCUGCAUAAUUCCAGUCUGUUGAUUGAUGAUAUCCAGGAUAAUUCAAUGCUUCGCAGAGGAAUUCCUGUUGCUCAUUCCAUUUAUGGUGUUGCAAGUACCAUCAAUGCUGCUAACUAUGUUAUGUUUAUUGCUUUGGAGAGAGUUCUCAAUUUAAAUCAUCCCGAGGCUACGCAAGUUUAUACCGAGCAGCUGCUUGAGCUACACCGAGGACAAGGAAUGGAAAUAUACUGGAGAGAUAACUUUUCUUGUCCAACUGAAGAAGAAUAUAGACAGAUGACCAUAAGAAAAACGGGGGGCUUAUUUAUGCUUGCUAUUCGAUUAAUGAGAUUGUUCAGUGAAAGUGAAGAGGAUUUUACAAAGCUCACAGGCAUACUGGGGCUAUACUUCCAGAUUAGAGAUGAUUACUGUAAUUUGUGUUUACAGGAGUAUUCUGACAAUAAGAGUUAUUGUGAAGAUUUGACUGAGGGAAAAUUUAGUUUCCCUGUGAUCCAUGCUAUUCGUAGCAGACCAGAUGACCUUCAGGUCAUUCAUAUUCUCCGGCAGCGUACUCACAGUGUCGAAGUAAAGAGAUACUGCAUUCAACUUUUGGAAAAGUUUGGGUCUUUUAGUCAUACCCGAGAUGUUCUUCUGCAGCUGGAUGCAGAGGCCCGAGCUGAGGUUCAACGUCUUGGUGGAAAUCCGCUGAUGGAGGCAGUUCUAGAUGAUCUCUUGUCCUGGCAGCAAGGCACUGUUCCUCUCAUUGAACAAUAAGUAAGGGCCCUCCAAUAAGGAUCUGUCAUCCAUAACACCAUAACUCAUGUUUCAUAUCACAAUUAUUUGUCUUAUGUUGGCACACCCUGGAUGUUCCUUUCAAAAUGUUUUUAGUAUCAAGGAAUCAAUGAUUUGCCCAAUUUGUGCAAAAAGGGACCUAUGUUCUCCAUUUCCCAUCAUGCUUCAUAUGACAAUUAUACCUAUUAUCUCAGGUAGUCCUAUUAAAAUAAUACCUUUUAAUUUAUCGAGAACCUGGAAUGUGCCGAUGUAAGUGCAUAUGUGAAGAGUAAUGUGUGGAAAUUAGGUAAUGUUGGACAUUGCCCAAGAAAUGUUGGACUUUAUUUAAGAAAUGUCAAACUUUAACUGAAGGUAUUGGAUAAUUCUGACACUACCCAGGGCAUAUUGGGUACUGUUAAAAUUCAUAGUUGGUGAGACACAAAUUUGAUAGGAGUUUUGGGUAAUGUCUGUUUGAUUAAUUUCAUUUGUAUUCAUCAGUCUACACUCAAUUUCUAACAUUAUCCUGCCUCUUGAACAAAUGGUCCCUAUUGAGAUGAGAGCCAUCUUUUCAUUGGUACAAGUUAACUAUUUGCACUUAAAACUUUAGUCGUGUUUUCUGCACCUGUGCUUUGUACAGCAUUAGGUUGUUAGAGAAUGCUGUCUGCCUCCUUUCAUAUCAAAAAAGCAUUCCGUGUGCAGUGUUUACUUGCAGCUUGCAGUGUAUUGUGAGAGUAGUGUGGAGAGUAUACUGAAUUGUCUUCCUUUUUGUGAUUCUAAAAAAAAUAUAUUGAUAGUGAAAAUUCAUGUUUUAUCAAAUAGACGUUUUUGAAAAAUAUCUUUUGGAGUCCUUUUGAGCGUUUUGUCUAAAUGUUAAAGGCAGUGACAAUUUUUUGGAAAAUGACCUCCCUUUGCUGUUGUCCUAUUAGGUACUAAUAGGAAUUCCUCAACUUUUUCCACUACAUACUGUAGUAUUCAGAAUAAGUCAAAAUGGUUUUGUAUGUGACUUUCGAUGAAUAUCUUUUCAGUAUUAUGUUAUGCAAUUGUUUAAUGAAUGUGUACUUAACCAUAUGAUUGCUCAACAUAAUCCAACUUUGAGUUUGAGAAUUUGGGUUCUGUUCUUUACAAUUCAGAGUUUUGCUCAGAGAACAUCAAGCAAUUAUCUGAGAAAUAACUUUCCCUUUCUCUCUCUCUCCUUAAGAUCUUAUUAGUACUUUAGUAUGAAUUGAACUUAAUGUCUUAAAUUGAAACCCGCCUAGUGAAGAAACUGGACAAGGGAGCUGAGUUCCAUUAAUUUAAGGGCAAAGCAACAUUUUUUCAUGAGAUAAAUUAAAAUCUAAGUCAGUUGGUUAUAUUUAGGUGAAAUCAUUGUGCAUAGCAUUAAUGCAUAGUUUCUUUGCUCAAAUUGAUGUGUUCACAGUGCCAAAGGGUGCAUCCAUUUCAGUCUUGCCAGUGUUCUUUAUGAUCACAAAUUUUUAUGAGGAGAAUUAUCACAUUUUAUGCUAUGGCACAUACAUUGUCUUAGAUUUAAAUUAACCUUAAUGUGUAUUAUCAUCUACAGUUUUACUGAGGAAAUUAAUUUUUUUUUUUAGAAUGUGUUCUAAUUUCAACAUAGACUUUGUGAUUUGACAAUAACUAGUCAUCUGUCGUUAUUUUAUAUUUGUUUUGUAAGAAUUUGCCUAGUGUGAUGUUUGAUGUUAGUGAUAAAUGUUAUUGUUUCUAUUAUCUUAAACAGUACUUAGCACCUCACAUAUUAAAAUGUCUACAUUCCAUCCUUGUUAUAUUCUUGUUUUAUUGGUUAACAUAUCUGUGAAUCCUUGAUUUAGGGGUUUUUGUUUCAGCAUAUUUUGUAUGUGAAGUUUACUCUGUAGCUCCAGAAAUUUUCAAGAGGCAUGGUACAUGUCCAGGUUUUAAGAGCAAUGGGGAAAACAAAUGAAACUCUAGUUUUGUUCAUUUAGUAGUCACUGAAUAAUUAUUUAUAAUUUAUUUGACAGAAAAUCUAAUGCAUUAGGCAGGGAAUGUCACAGAUUUCAAGUCAACGACAAUAAAUAAAAUGUUACCUCUAA